Molecule: messenger RNA, 3292 nt
Organism: Ictalurus furcatus (blue catfish)
Lineage: Eukaryota; Metazoa; Chordata; Actinopteri; Siluriformes; Ictaluridae
Exons: 12
Coding region: 419-1489 (356 amino acids)
Biological process (GO): adenylate cyclase-activating G protein-coupled receptor signaling pathway
Cellular component (GO): plasma membrane
Molecular function (GO): G protein-coupled receptor activity
Source: RefSeq, a predicted model, not a curated record
UUGAAUGUUUUAAGGCACUAAACUCUUUCAACACAGUUAAUUAAAAAGUCAUGACUAAAUGAAGGAUGUAACUCUGCACACUUCUGACCGCAGAGUAUUUCCACCACUUGGUGUUUAAACAGUACAGCCGUGCACACUGUCACUCCACCCAAUCAGCGCCGCGCUCCUGCGUACCUGCCGCGUAGGUAAGAAACGCCACGCCCCAAAACCCGCAGUGUAUUAAACAGCACGUGAAGAGGCAGCAGCAGAGCGCGUGGCAGUGCAUUGUUAUUGUUAUUAUUAUUAUUAUUAUUAUUAUUAUUAUUAUUAUUACACUCUGCGGUCAGGGAAGAACAAUCAGUGGAUUUGGGAGAUGAAGAUUUAUGGAGUAUUUCUUCAGUUUUAACUCUCUGGACAUUUUCUUGGUUAAUUCGGCGACAUGAACUCCAGUGGAUUAUCAGACCAAGAGAUCACAGCUCUCUCUUCCGUGUAUGUCUCCUGUCUCAGUUUAAGUUUAAUAGGGAGCUGCUCUGUUUUCAUCACCUCAAUUAUGAAGAGAGAAAAGCUCAAAGAACAGGCGAAGCCUCUGAUCCAGCUGGCUCUAGCGGACCUCCUGGCCUCUCUCUGCCUCAGCAUCACAGCUGUGAUGAACCUGCUGUGGUCUGGAGCGGUGAGGAACAGUGAGGUGGUGUGCAGCGCAGGAUUAGCUCUGUCUCUGACGUUUUAUUACGUCUCGUUCCUCCUCGUCAUCGUGUAUGCCUGUGAGUCAGCACACAGCCUUCAGGGAUGGAGGGAGGAAGAUGAGGGAGAUUUCACACAUCAGUGUCCGAUCUCUCAGGACAGCAGGAGGAGGAGGAGGAUCAAUCUGCUGUACGUCCUUGUGUGGCUGCUACCUGUGAUUGGAUUUGUGGUCUACAUCAAGACAGUUUCUUUUUCUUUGACGUCUCUUAUUCCAUCACAACACGCCUCUAAUUAUAAACAAAGUGUUCAUAACGCUCGCUUCUGCAACAGUUGUUUUCUGUUCCUCCAGCUGCACAUCGAUGAUAAUGAAACCUGUUCCAUCGUGGAUUUAGUACAUAUAAAGUGUAUCAGGAUUUUCACGUUUAUAAGUGUGCUGUCUGUCCUCAUCAGCUGUACUUUGAUGUACUGGAGGCUGCAGGUCAGGUUGAGGCGUUAUGAACAGGACGGUGUGAGGCGAGCAGGGAGGAUCUGGUCCUCAGCCAGGUACAUGAUCCUCGUUAUCAUCUUCUCCUGGACUCCAGCUCUUGUGCUGAUCUGUUUAUCGUUCGCUUUCUCUGAGACGGAGAGUUUGUUUCCUCUCUUCAUCAUACAGGCUGCGUCAGUCUCUCUCUACGGUUUCCUCAACAGUAUCGUUUACGCCUGGAGACGCCGUAACUUCCGAGAAGCCGUGCUCGGGGAGAGGAUGCCUCUGCUGGCUUACACACACCGAGCUUUCUUUGACCAAUCACUGAGAAACGAUGCAGAGGAACCAGGAAGUGGACAGAAUUAACGUCGGACAUUCAGAGACUAGUUACGUUCGGGAAGAACAGAUGAAGUCAGUAUGCAAGCUGCAGAGCACUUUUUAAUCCCACUGGAGAGAUUCGAUCAAAACGACGUCAUGGUGAUUUAUUACGUCUGCGUGAACCUUUGAGGCUCGAGGUGCCAAAACUUAUUUCGAGCGUGUGAUGGAUGUUGAACUUGCACAUGUCCGAGUUCAGACCUCGGACCUAAAUGAUCUCUUAGCAAGUGUAGAUAUCUUACAUAAAGGAAAAGUUAUCUAAUGUUGCUCAUGAUGAGAUUAUUAUAUAACAAAUAUAAAACCAUUAAACCUAUUUCUAGACAUAUUUACUCAUUUCAAAACUUCAAACACUGGAAAUAAGUCAUAAAAGUAUAAUUAUACAUCAUAAAUGAUCUGCAGAUAGAAUAAGAACAUUUUUAAGCUGAAAUUAAGUAAAAAUAUCUAGAAAUAGGAUUAAUAAUCUGAUAUUUGUUUAAUAACAGUCUAACAAAGAGAAGUAUUAGUUGAAUUUGUCCAUGUUCGAGGUGUUUUUCCUUGCGUGUAUUUAUCAUUAUUUGCACAAGUUGCACACAUGGGGCGGAGUUAAUCUAAAACGGAGGCGUGUCUCAGGUCCGCACGAUUCUGACCUUGGACUGAUGUUGAUUUUUCUUCAGUCCCUCCAGGACCGCGUGAUUUCACGUGAUUUCACGAUCGCAGAAAUUAACGCAAACAUCAAAGCAGGAGAUUUUAAUAAUCUGGACCUGGAGCUGAGAAACAGCUGCGUAACCCGACUCUGAAUACGAGGAACUUUCCCCAUGUAAAUACUGAUGUAACUCCUGAACUGAAGUCGACUCAGCUCUGAGGUGGAUCCUGUGCCCGAACAAAGUUUUUAAAGAUAAUAACAGACUGAGUUUGGUUGUGUACGUGUUCAAAUUUAAAUAUAAAGCACCUUUUUAAAAUUUGUUUUGUUUUUAAUCCUCUGCUGCGUAAGUUAUAUUAAUGUUUACGAUGUGUUUAGAAUAAACAACCUGAUAUUAAACUUUAACAUGCACGUUUGAUCAAAUAAAUGAAUAAAAAAAAUACAUUUACUGUAUUAUUAAACAGGUCGGAGCUCACUGUGUAUUGUAAUAAGAUUAGAACAAAUUAAUAUUUAACAUUUAUGGAGUAUAUUUUGUAACAUUAUCUUUUUUUUGUACCUUUCACAUAUCAGGAUAUUUUUAACAUUAUAUUUAUAACAUGAAUGAUCCAUGCCAUGACUGAUAUCAUUUGUUAUUUGUUCUUUUGGGUUUUUUCCUGUUAUAUAACAACGCCCCAGUAAAACCUUUCUGCUUGAACGAUAACGGUUUUAUUCUGUGUCUCAGAACCACAAGUAAAUGAUUCAGUGAAGUCAUGUGCAUAUAUAUUACGGUUACUUGAGAACUUUGUUUGCUCUGUGUGUCUGAUCUAUUUUAUAGUCUGAUCAUAGCCAGGUCAUGUGCUGUGCAAUACAGAAAGUGUUUAUUAGGGAACAAACAGCUCUGACUGGGAUGUAGGAAAGUCAUGGAGAAUUUCCUCUUCGGGGUCAUGUGUGUGUAGAAAAUGUAGAAAUGUACGGACUAGUUUUCCCAUCAGAGAACAUUAAAGACUGGAUGAAAUAUCCUGGAUAUAUUGAAAAGUGUUAAACUCCUGGAUUAUUCUUCAGUCACUACAGUCAGCGUGAUCAGAGUUUGACUUAAUUGUGAUGUUAGAUUUAGAGAAUUUACUAAAAUAUGUCUCUUAAUUUGUGUAGCAGGUGAACGUUAAAUUAAAGCAUGUAUUAAAGCAAGGUUACGGAAA